AUGGCUGGGAAGACCAACAAAGCUGGAAACGCAGAGCCAAAUCCGGCCACUGUGGAGCCAUCAACAGCAGAGACGUCCGAGGCCACGUCUGAUCCCGCCGAUGCUCCUCUCAAAACCGAAGAUGGCGAAGCACAUACGUCUACGCAGCAACAGACGCUAGAAUCCACUGCAUCCAAAUCAGCCACCGACGGUGCUCACGACUACGCCGCCUCUCGCGCAUCUUCCGAGUCCGACGACAAAAACCCUCUCGCCUCUCCUUCCAAAAAGUCUGGCGGCAGAUCCAAAAAGGGCGGCAGAACCUCCCGUGGCAAGUCCAAUAGCUCAAAACGAAGCAGCGAAGAGCACGACACCCGCAAGGAAGACGUUGCCGCCGACACUACCGAAGAAACUGCCGAUCCAUCCACCUCCACCGGCAAUACCAACGAUGCCAACGGAACCACUGCAGCGCACGACGGAAGCGCACUCGAUGAAGCUGCCGAAGCGGAAGCGUCGUCAUCAGCAGCAGACGCGGAAGCAAGCUCAGAGUAUAUGCCUGACAACGCCCAGCCAAGAGGCGCAUCGGCCAGCAAAGAGCUCGCACAGCUCGGACUCGGCUCCUUUGGUGAUGGCGCCGAAGAUGACGUCGUAGGUCCUCGCCGUUCCCGUCGCGGCCCAGGUGCUUCGCCAGAUCCGAAAGCGCGCGUUCCCAAGGCCGAGCCUGAUACGGAUGUCUUGUCGUUGCAAUAUGUUGCCGCCCCGACUGCAAACAAUGCAACCGAAGAUGCAGCCGCUGCACCCGAGGAUAGUCCCAGCCAUCUCGACCAGCCAGCCGUAGAUAGCAAGGAGGAGCUCCAAUACCCAGAAGCCCCGAAAGAGGCGGUAUCCGAAGGUCAUGCCGACGCCAAGGCUGAGCUUGAAGUCGAACAACAAUCUGCAUUCACAGCCGACCCAGCGAAAGAGUCACAUGGGACCGACGCAGCUAACGACGACGAGUACGACGAGGCCGAGGCUACCUAUGGCGACGCAGAUGAGCAAGACGACGAAUUGGACGGGGAAGAAGCCGGUGACGAGGGCGUCACACGGUGUGUCUGCGGUAGCGCCGAUGAGAAUGUUGGUCUCAUGAUCCAGUGUGAGACGUGCAAGUGUUGGCAGCAUUGCGUCUGCAUGGGCAUGCAGGUCGAGGAGGACUGUCCCGACGUCUACUUUUGCGAGCAAUGUCGUCCAGAACUUCACAUUCCCCUCUUGCGUUCGCUCGGCUUGCUGCCCAAAGCCUCCAAGAAAGGCACAGCAAAAGGUGGCGCCAAAUAUUCGGCAAGGGAGCUCAAGGAAGCAAAGGAGGCCAUUGCGAUGCUCGCGCAAGAGAAUGCACGCAGGCAACAGGCCUCCGACACCGCGACCGCUUAUAAUCCGAGGGACAGAAAGGGAAGCCACAACUCGCGCAACGACACUUCCAAGGAGAUGCCCAAAAGCCCAAAGAGACGCAGCACCAUGAACAGCCGCGACACCGCGUACGGCGGCUGGGAGCCGCUCCCUCCAGGCCUUCUCGCCGACGGCGAAGUCUGGGACGGUGCCGACGACAAAAAAGGCAAAAAACGCAAGCGCGGUUUGCCUGACGACCAUGGUGACAGUUCUACGGAGACACCCGAAGCGGGAGAAGGUGCUGCAGAUGCUGGCUCGGACACCUCCAAGCGCCGUCGCAUGAGCGCAGGCGCCGCGCAGGACCAGGACGGCGAUGCCGAGAUGGACGAAGACGAAGCGUCUGGCGCUGCGGAUCACGCGGCUUCUGCAUCGCGCGACAAGAGCCACAAAAAGAAGAAGGGCAACAAUCAGUACACUGUUCGAGAGGCCUCAGUGGCUGCCGACGCCUCUGCAUCCAAGCCUCGUCACCCCAAUCAGUACACGUAUCGCAACAAGGAUCGUAACGGAGCAGCGACUGCUCCCAACGGCCAAAAGACGGGGUCGAGCUCGACAUCGAACCUAACCUCGCACUCUCCGAGCCCCAGUCCGAGCAAAGGCCGAGCAGAGCAUGCACGACGUGCGGCCGCGAGGGACAAUGGAAGUCAAAUUGGCACGCCUGCUCCGGGAGAGUCGGGUGCUUCUGGCCGUGGUGGUCAGCCGACUUUGUCCAUGCAGUUGAGCCUUCCCGAACAUCUCACGCAUCUGGCAUACUUGCUUCCGUACGCAGGUGGUCGAUUUGCUGGCUCAACAACGGGAGAGAACGGCACCGCCAAGAAGGGCUCGGCCUCUUCGAGCGGCCAGACGAGCUCAGUACCGUCACCGCCUGCGAGCUCGUCGUUCCCAGCGCCUUUCCAGGUGCUUUCAUCGAUCGAAUCGUCGACCAAAGUGCGCUUCCCAAGUCGUCGCAUGACGAUGGGCGAGAUGCGAAAGCGAGUACGCAAUAUUGGAGAGUACGUGACACGAAGCCAAAUCGAAGCUGUGGAACGCGAGAAACGCAUGAAGCUGCUCGGCAUCGUGCCUCCGUACAGGGACGAGAUGGCCGAAGAGGACGAGACUGGAGCGGAGGAAAUGCAAGGCAAUGUCAAGAACAUCGACGCUGGCACUGCAAGCGGAUUAACCGACGAGAAGAUUGCAGACCAGUCUGAUCCAGGGGAGGUUGCGACGGAUGCAGGCCCCGCGCAAGCAAAGGUGGAACAGCUGCCCUUGAGCAUGCGCUUGAUGGAGGAGUUGACGCGCGAAUUGAUCCACUUCCAGCGGAAAUUUGGUGCGGGACCGGGUAACUACGGCAGCCUCGGUGGUUCGCAUUCGUCUGCUACGGUCAACUGA
Sporisorium graminicola is the source of this 2763-nucleotide messenger RNA. RefSeq lists its product as uncharacterized. Lineage: Eukaryota; Fungi; Basidiomycota; Ustilaginomycetes; Ustilaginales; Ustilaginaceae. Gene Ontology annotation, cellular component: Rpd3L complex; Rpd3L-Expanded complex. The transcript has a single exon. The record is from RefSeq and is a predicted model, not a curated record. The coding region runs from base 1 to 2763 and encodes 920 amino acids. Gene Ontology annotation, biological process: negative regulation of rDNA heterochromatin formation; negative regulation of silent mating-type cassette heterochromatin formation.